This is a messenger RNA of Cottoperca gobio, 1705 nucleotides long. RefSeq names its product proteolipid protein 2b (gene plp2b). Gene Ontology annotation, cellular component: membrane. The coding region runs from base 305 to 769 and encodes 154 amino acids. Lineage: Eukaryota; Metazoa; Chordata; Actinopteri; Perciformes; Bovichtidae. The transcript has 5 exons. The record is from RefSeq and is a predicted model, not a curated record.
GAGUGUGCCAACAAACAGCAGCUUCCCUCGAGAAAAGUGAAAGCCAACGCCCCGCUGUCAGCUCCUCCAGCCGGCCCCCCUCCCUCCCCACACACGCACAGAAAGCUUUCUCCGGAGGUCGUGAUUGAGCUCUUCCACGGAACACUUCACGUUUCACUCCUUCCACAUCGGAGACGUUGAUUCGACCUUUUCUUUCCCUCCUGUUGCUUCUCGCGUUGUAUUUACUCCGCUCGUCGUCGUCGGUGGUUUGUGGCGAUAAAGGCUCGAACACACAAGUCGGUUAUAAUAAGUUAGUUGUUACAACAUGGGGGAUUCAGGCGCGGCCAGCACCGGUGCGAACUGCCUGCAGAAGCUGAAAAGUUACGUGAACACACCGAAAGGUGUUAUCCUCGCUGCAGAAAUAGUCAUCAGCUUCAUCAUCAUCAUCUGCUUCGCCGCCUCUUAUUAUGGAGGCUACUCCUCCGUGGCCAUCUGCGAGAUGAUCUUCUCCAUGGUCUUCUUCGGCAUCUUCAUGAUGGAGAUAGACAAACAGAUCCUGGUGGUCAACUGGGUCUGGACCGAUCUUUUCCGUGCCGGUAUCGGUGCAGUCCUCUACAUCAUCAUUUCUCUGGUGUCUGUGAUCAGAGGAAGCGGAGACGGCGCUCGUAUCGCAGGCGGGGUGUUCGGUUUGAUCGCCGGUCUGCUGUUUGCUUAUGACACCUACACCAUCUUCCAGCAAAUCAAGAGCACCAGGCAGCACACGGCAGCUUCCACCGACGAAAGAGUUUAAACACUCCGACACAUGAACCUCUGCAAAGAACGAAGAGGAACGUGUGCAGAAGGUAGCGGCGGCGUGGAUCAGAGAGGACGACGGACAGUUAAAAAUGAAGAGGUCACAGUUUAAUCAAAGCCACUGCACGGUGCGGACAGACGGGAGUUUGGUACUGAACAUCUGUGCCUGCACGUCGACGUCUACUACAUGAGGACGUCUCCUGACAAACCUUUAUCCAACCUCAGCGUACCACUGAUUAAGAAAGGGAAAACUGUACAUAACAGGCAACGGUUGUCAUCACGCAGCUUGUCUAACACACGUGUACUGUUCCUGCUGUAGUAAGUAGUCACUUGAAUAGUUUAGGAAUUGCUUAACGUCAUACUUUUGCACUUCUUGAGUGUUUCCUGUAUUUCCAGAGACGUUUCUCAGCUGGACGAACUCUCUGUUGUUUAAUCGUUGCUCUUCAGAGUGUGUCACGGUGCCUUAAAGUCAAAUUAACCAGUUGUUCAUCUUAUAUUGAAGCCUUGAAGUGUCCUGCGGUCUUUGACUGUGUAAGUGUUUUAAUUAGAGUUAGUUCUGCACCAUUAGAGCCGCCAGACGUCCGGUAACAACACGUUCCUCCUCCAGUUUCUUGCUCAGGUUGUUUUCUUUUACUUACGUUUGUAAAACAUGUUUAAGGUGCAGAAAGGUUUUCUGUUGACGUUGUUUCCGGUGCAGUCGUACUGUCCAGUUUUUGAUGAGGCAAAUAGAAAAAGAAAAUAGUUCUAAUUUUAUGAUGUGAAUAUCAAUUUUAAUACGCUCUGUAACUGUUUCCUCUGGUGGUUCUUUGUCCAAGUAAAACGUUGCCUUAUUUCUAUUUUUUCUAACAUGCUUUACAAGAGUCUGCCGUUUGUAAUUUCAAAAUUCAAAGCAGCCUUGCUUUGGGAAAUAAAAGCCAUUGUUACUACAAAGAAA